Aspergillus steynii IBT 23096 is the source of this 297-nucleotide messenger RNA. Its product is annotated as U6 snRNA-associated Sm-like protein LSm8. The record is from RefSeq and is a predicted model, not a curated record. Gene Ontology annotation, cellular component: U6 snRNP; U4/U6 x U5 tri-snRNP complex; precatalytic spliceosome. Gene Ontology annotation, biological process: mRNA splicing, via spliceosome. Gene Ontology annotation, molecular function: RNA binding. Lineage: Eukaryota; Fungi; Ascomycota; Eurotiomycetes; Eurotiales; Aspergillaceae. Bases 1 to 297 code for a protein of 98 amino acids. The transcript is spliced from 2 exons.
AUGUCUCUCCACUCCUACAUCAAUAAGAAAGUCCUGAUCCUGACCGUGGACGGGCGGACCCUCCUCGGGACCCUCCUUUCCACCGAUCAGCUAACGAAUUUGGUUCUCAUGGAUACCAUCGAGCGGAUCAUUCGGACCCCCGACGACCCGGAGCCGAGCUCCCAGAUCGAUCACGGCCUGUACCUGAUCCGAGGCGAUAACGUGGUUCUAUGCGGUGAGGUUGACGAGGGCAUUGACAACGACAUCGACUGGGCCAAGGUCAAGGGCGAGGUGGUCCGAAGUACCAAGAAUGCAUGA